AUGGGACCACACGUGUACCCAGGGGGAGUGUUCGUACGGAUCCCAAGCAACUUGGGCACUUUCAGACGCCCUAGCGGUUCCUAUAGCAACGGAAAACCGGAAGUGUGGAUCGCUUCCGGAAGCGGAAGUCCGAGCAAAAAGUUCAGCUGCAGCAGUGGGUUAGUGGCGCUUUGCGUCCACGUGGAGCAGCGUGGUGAGAGUAGGGGGCUGAAAGCAGGUGGCAGCGGCGAUAGGCGCCCUUUUCCAGGCGUGCGGGCCCCGGGCUACUCCGCUUCUUCGGUUAGUGUUGGAUGUGCGCGCUGCGAGAUGGACAGUCCCCCACUCUCAGGCUCGGACUCGGAUUCUGAGGAUUCUUUCGUCACUGACAGGGAGUUGCAGGACGCGUUUUCCCGAGGGCUCCUGAAGCCAGGCCUCAAUGCCGUGUUAGAGGCUCCGAAAAGAGCGGUGAACGACGUGAAUGGCCUGAAGCAGUGUUUGACAGAAUUCAAGCGGGAUCUGGAAUGGGUUGAAAGGCUUGAUGUCACCCUCGGUCCGGUGCCAGAAACCAGUGGACCUCAGUCAACACCUCAGAGCAAGGAUCAGAAAGCUGUUGAUCCAGAAGAUGACUUCCAGCGGGAAAUGAGCUUCUACCGGCAGGCCCAGGCUGCAGUGCUUGCGGUAUUACCCCGCCUCCAUCAGCACAAAGUCCCUACUAAGCGACCCACUGAUUAUUUCGCAGAGAUGGCCAAGUCUGAUCAGCAGAUGCAGAAGAUUCGACAGAAGCUGCAGGCUAAACAGGCCGCCAUGGAGAAAUCGGAAAAGGCUAAGCAACUUCGAGCACUUAGGAAAUACGGAAAGAAGGUACAAACAGAGAUUCUUCAGAAGAGGCAGCGGGAGAAGGCACACAUGAUGAAUGCCGUUAAGAAAUAUCAGAAAGGCUUCUCUGAUAAACUGGACUUCCUUGAUGGAGAUCAGAAACAUCAGAAACCUGUCGCACGGGGCUCGAAGGAAGGCGCUAAAGGCCAGCAGAUGAGGAGAGGUCCCAGUGCCAAACGUCGCUAUAAAAACCAGAAGUUUGGUUUUGGUGGUAAGAAGAAGGGCUCCAAGUGGAACACUCGUGAGAGCUAUGAUGAUGUAUCCAGCUUCCGGGCCAAGACAGCUCACGGCAAGGGCCCCACGAGGCCUGGAAAGAAAGGAUCAAAUAAGAGACCUGGAAAAAGGACAAGAGAGAAAAUGAAGAGCAGAACACGCUAAGCAGCAUCUUUAAAAAAAAAAGGAUGAAGACUUGGGAUUUCACAAUACAAUUGGAUCUCUUAUGUUGGUUUCUUUUUGUAAAAAAAUUUUUCAUUAAACUAAAAAGUGCUGAAAGAAACAUACCCUUGGGUGAAAACUCAGAACUAAAAGACUGAGAAGCUACUUUUACGUAUUAAGUAAUACUUCUAUUUGUUGAUAAUAACUUAGACAUUGAGUCCAAAUUUUCUUCCUUUUAUGAUAGAUGAAGAUUUAACACCCCUCAAUUCCUCUUUCUCAUCCUCUCAAAUAGUUAUAUCAUGACUAUAGAUAAAUCAAUAAUCAGUAUUUAUAUCAUUAAUAUCCUUUAAAUAGCCAUCACUGGAGAGCUCAAUGAACUAUGAUAAUAUUUCCUUUGUGUCACAGGUUUUGCUUUUUCCUUGGAUUAAUUGUCCACUUAAAUUUUUCUGAGAGCCUAAUUUUCCUUCUAUAUCAUUAUUUUUUUCCUAGAUGUUUCAUUGUUUUAUCUAUCUUAUAAUUUUCCUGCUGUAACCUAGGUGUGUCAUACUACUGUCACCUUGUCCCUUUUCUAGGCCUUCUAG
Molecule: messenger RNA, 1811 nt
Organism: Pteronotus mesoamericanus
Lineage: Eukaryota; Metazoa; Chordata; Mammalia; Chiroptera; Mormoopidae
Gene: EBNA1BP2
Product: EBNA1 binding protein 2
Biological process (GO): rRNA processing; ribosomal large subunit biogenesis
Cellular component (GO): preribosome, large subunit precursor; nucleolus; nuclear periphery
Source: RefSeq, a predicted model, not a curated record